Messenger RNA from Fragaria vesca subsp. vesca, 1738 nucleotides. Its product is annotated as GDSL esterase/lipase At1g28580-like. The coding region runs from base 128 to 1297 and encodes 389 amino acids. Gene Ontology annotation, molecular function: hydrolase activity, acting on ester bonds. The transcript is spliced from 5 exons. The record is from RefSeq and is a predicted model, not a curated record. Lineage: Eukaryota; Viridiplantae; Streptophyta; Magnoliopsida; Rosales; Rosaceae.
GAUACACGUACUAUUUAAUUAUAUCAUUUCUGCAUAAAGAUACCAUCUCUGUGAGCUACCUUAAUCAGGCCCCCUUCAAUUUACAACUCUGCGUUCUACUUUAAUGGUUUGCCUUUCCCAUUGAAAUAUGAGAGACCUCAAUUCAAUGGCUUCAUCUUCUUCACCAUAUUUGAUGAACCUCCUCCUCAUAUCAUUAUCAGUCUUCUUCGCAGGAGCAUUUGGGUGUUACAGUUCAAUCUUCAGCUUUGGUGAUUCGAUUACUGAUACUGGCAACUUAUAUAUCAGCUCCAAGAAUAGUUCUUUCCACUUCUUCUUCCCUCCAUAUGGGGAGACCUACUUUCAUCACCCCACCGGACGAUGCUCCGAUGGUCGCUUGAUCAUAGACUUCAUCGCUGAGUUUCUGGGACUUCCAUAUGUUAGACCUUACACAGAAGUCAAGAGCAAUGCAAGUCCUCAAAAUAUCGAAGGGGGAGUGAAUUUUGCGGUUAUAGGAGCCACGGCGAUGGAUGCUGAGUUUCUUGCUGCAAUGGGAGAUGAGAAUGAUUAUACAAACAGCUCGCUAGGAACUCAACUGCAUUGGUUUAAGGAAUUGCUACCUUCUUUGUGCAACACGUCUUCAAACUGCAAUAAGCUGCUCUCCAGCUCCCUAGUUCUUGUGGGAGAGAUUGGAAGCAACGAUUACAACGAUGCGUUGUUGGCAGGGAAAAAUAUAGAACAGGUUCAGACAUAUGUACCAUUGGUGAUAACAGAAAUCUCUUCAGCCAUCAAUGAGUUAAUUGAGCUUGGGGCAGUUACACUUGUGGUACCUGGAAACUUUCCAAUCGGUUGCCUUCCUAUUUAUCUUACAAAAUUUCAGACUUCAGAUAAAGGCCAGUACAACUCUUCAACAGGUUGUCUGAAUUGGUUAAACAAGUUUGCUGAAUAUCACAAUGACCAGCUUCAAAUAGAACUAAGUCGGAUUCAAAGGCUUCACCCCAAUAUCAACAUCAUUUAUGCAGAUUAUUACAAUGCUGUGAUGCAUUUCUAUCAUUCUCCAGAUCAAUUCGGAUUUAUUGGGGGAACAGUCAAAGCAUGUUGUGGAGGCGGAGGACCAUACAAUUACAACUCAUCAGCACAAUGUGGUUCUAUAGAGGCAAGUGCUUGUGAAAACCCUGCAGAGUUUAUAAACUGGGAUGGCAUACAUUUUACUGAAGCAGCAUAUAGGUGGAUAGUCAAAGUUUUAUUUAAAGGCAAAUACAACGUUCCCGGUAUUAGUAGAUUAGUUCCUUGUGUAUUUCAUAAGAGUAGUGACAACUGAUAUUCAAACUACUACCAAAACUGACUGACUGUCUUAUUGUUUCCUCCAAAUGAGGAUAUGUGCCAGAAUAUGUGUAUAUGUGUGUGUACACACACGCAAGCCCGAUUAAAAGCGGGCGUCAGCAAAAAAAAGAAAAAAAAAAAGAAAAGAAAAGGUGCGGAUCCACCGGUGUUGUAAAUCCUCUGGCCUGAAUUAGAGACCGGUAACGGUGCUGCUAUUGCCAUACGGGCCCUAAACCUCGACCUAGAGCUUCUUUAUAUUUGCCCAUGGACUCGUCUGCAACAGUUUGCAAUCGACAUUAAGGGUGAGUGAGGGCUUGCCACCCAAACCUUCAACCUCGAUCAUCAAGGCCUCUAUCUUCAUGCCUACGCUGUCCAUGAUGCAUGUGGUCUUCUUCCUGCUAGAGCAGCGGUGCCGUUGAUGUUUGAUGUAGCUGUGAGG